AUGAGCACCAACAUAGCGCGCGAGUCAGGUCUCCAUACUCUCCCAGUUGAACUGGUGGCGGAAAUUGUCAAGUUUACCGAGUCUCCUGAUCUAUGCGCUCUUCGACUCACCUGCCGAGCGAUUUAUCAGAGCAGCCUUCGCCAGUUUGCACACACUUUUGUACACACAUUGAGGACCGAUCUUUCACCGAAUUCACUUACCCGGGUCGAGGAAGCAGCCAAUGACGAGAUGUUUCGUCCCUGUGUCCGCAAGCUAGAGAUCGUCAGGGAUUCAAAGGGCUGCCUAGGACCAUUAUCCCCUGAUGCCACAUCAAAAAGGAUCUAUAUUCAAGCGUGGUGCGAUGUGAUAAAACGCCUGUCCAACUGCCGGUCUUUCGAGCUGCACAAUUCAAGUUAUACAACACCGUACGCGUACAGCCAUGGCAUCACGCUUGACGAAGCCACUGGUCUUGUUCUCAAAGCCAUUGCUAAUGAGAAGAUUCCGAUGGAAUAUUUCUCAAUCAGCAUUGUGAAAAACAGAACCAGAGUGUUUCAGGAUAAGUUAACACAAUUUGAUAUCGCCACUUUUGGUAUCCCGGCCUUUUCCCACCUCAAGGAACUGUGCUUUGCAAUCCCCGAUGCCGAGACCAAGACUAUACAUUGGAUGGCGAAAAUGAUCCAAUGUGCCAAAUCUCUCAAAAAGCUGACGAUCAUUUUCAACUGGAAGUGCGAAUCAACUUUCCUUCUCUCCCAGCUUUCGUCGGCUGGGUGCUUGCCAGAACUACAAGAAUUGACUUUCUCGCGAAUGUCAUUCGAAUCUUCGGCUGCUUUGGGCAUCUUCCUUUACAGUAUUCAAGAUUCUAUUCGCCAUGUGACAUUUUCUUUUGUAGAACUGGAGCUUGGGGGCUGGCGGUCCAUUCUCCGCAAGUUGGGUGGAGGCUCGUACCAGCUUGACAGUGUGAUUCUGCAUAGUGUACUUGAAGCGAAUGAGUUUUUGAACUUUAGGAAGAUUCCAGAAUACUCCCUCGCGGAAAGUUCGCUAGACAAGAGACUAUAUCGUCCAUUCCAAUUUUGCUUUGUUAAAACGGAGCAUACGGGCUUCAGCUACUCGGGUCCGGCUUUACAAAGGGUUUUACAGAGAGUGGCUGCCCUUGCAGAGCUGCCCUAG
Molecule: messenger RNA, 1146 nt
Organism: Penicillium psychrosexuale
Lineage: Eukaryota; Fungi; Ascomycota; Eurotiomycetes; Eurotiales; Aspergillaceae
Exons: 1
Coding region: 1-1146 (381 amino acids)
Molecular function (GO): protein binding
Source: RefSeq, a predicted model, not a curated record